UCGUAUUUAAAAAACUAGACAUUUUUUAGAGGAGAAUGAUAAAUUAUAUAUUGACUUUCAAAAAGUAUACUUGAGUUUUCUAUAUAAUUAAGGAAUAUAACCUCGAGAACCCUAGUUUUUUUACUCUAGAGUUUAGAACCACCUGUAAAAUUACUUUGGGGACUGAUCAGUAACCCUAUCCAAGCUAUAUAUGGCUGCCAGUGAAGGGAUAGAAAAUUUGAAGGUGGCCCUAGCUAGUGACGUGAUGUUAUUUCACGUGAUCUUCUAUUGGGAGAAAAAAAGUAGGAAAUUACUUGGAAAAAGAAGAAGAAGCAACAUAAUGAGAAUUCUAUUAGUCGUAACUAACGUAAUUGUUGCUCAAUGUGGUAAUUAUGACAGUAAAGAACGUAUUGUGAUUGUCAUGUUAAGUUUGCUCCUAUUUGCUAAUUAAUUAACGGGCACUUAUAAAAAGUUGAAAAAUGCGUAAGCUGGCCAGGAAUUUCAGAAACUGGUGAGGCCCCAUCUUCAUUCACUGAUAAUAAAAACAUUAUGUUAACAUGAUUCACAGUAAUUUAGAGAUCGCUGGCAUGGCGAUGCACUGGGUGACGAAGGAGGCAGCUUAAUUUGUUGCGUGCAUGGAAUGAGCUUCUAUACUCUGACCAUCGAAGACGUGCCAUCUGUUCCCUGAUGCUGACCUCUUUCUUAGUUUUAGGACUUCUGCAUUAGUUUGUUUUUGACCAUCAUUAGUCAUUCGAUAUUUGGAUCUCAAAUUUGCCCUCGGCAUUUUGAAGUAUAACAAUUAUAGAACUAGCCUACCUUGGCCCUUGGGGGACAACCUAGCUAGCUAGCUACACUCUUUAGAUAUAUCGGCCAGAAUUAAUAUAUUCGUGUGGCAGAGCUUAGUGAUGAAAAUGUCACUAGCUAGGAGAAUAUGUGAAUUCUUGGAAAAUAUAUAUGUAUUCGAUAGGCUUCCUGAUCUCUGCAAUAUUGAAAUGGAAGACAGGCUUUUUCAUGCCUCUCAAUGUAUAGAAAAUCUGCACCAGGGAUAUAUAUACUUCUGAAGUUCAGCUGAUAUUGAGGUUUGAGGCCAGUCGCGGAUGGAAUAGUGGAAUCCAAAAACAUUGUGCCCUACCACGAGCUAGCUGUCUUGAUUACCGAAACAUAUUUUAAUAGUUGGCUGCUUAAAAUAUUAUGGCCGAUUGAUUAAUUAAGAGUAAUUAAUCACCUUAGAGGGAGGAGACGGAGAGGGCAUAGCUGACAUUUCAAGAAUAAAAAGGUCAUUGUUGUUUUGCUUAGCAAAUGGGAAGCUACCACAUCAGCCUGCUUCUUUUUCUGGGCUCUAUUAUAUCAGGGUGGCAUGAAACAUGGAACGCAUAUAAAUAGCAAGCCUGCAGUUAAUGGUUGGAUCAUAGGGAGCCUAAUCUUAAGGUGAAAAACAUAGGAUACAGUACUGUCUUAUACUCUUGAAAAUGGGCAGGUCUCCUUGCUGUGACGAGAGUGGCCUCAAGAAAGGUCCCUGGACCUCUGAAGAAGAUCAAAAACUUGUCAAAUAUAUCCAAAAACAUGGCCAUGGAAGCUGGAGAGCCCUCCCUAAACUUUCUGGUCUUAAUAGAUGUGGAAAGAGUUGCAGGUUAAGGUGGACAAACUAUUUAAGGCCAGAUAUCAAAAGAGGGAAAUUUUCUCAAGAAGAAGAACAAACAAUUCUAAAUCUCCAUUCCGUCCUUGGCAACAAAUGGUCUGCAAUUGCAAGCCACCUACCGGGUCGGACCGAUAAUGAAAUCAAGAAUUUCUGGAACACCCACCUGAAGAAAAAGCUCAUUCAAAUGGGUUUUGAUCCCAUGACUCACAGGCCUCGCACCGAUAUCUUCUCAAGCUUACCUCAUCUUAUAGCCCUAGCUAACCUGAAGGAGCUCAUAGAUCACCAUUCAUUGGAAGAACAUGCUCUGAGACUACAAACAGAAGCUGCACAAAUGGCAAAACUUCAAUAUUUGCAAUACCUCCUUCAACCUCAACCUCCUGCAGCUUCUAAUACUGCAACAAGCUCAAACAACCUAAACAAUAUCGGUACUCUUAGUGACAUCGAAGCCUUUAAUCUCUUGAAUUCACUUGCUUCACUCAAGGAUAGCCCAGUGUCAAGUUUAUCCCAGUUGGAUUUACCGGCUUCCUCUCUUCAAGGGAUCAAUGAUAUUUCAAUCCCCUUCUCCCAUUUGCCGGACUUACAAAUCCCUUGCAACUAUCAAACACCACCAACCAAGGGCAUGGCUCAAGCUCCUGAGUUAACAGUGUUUAGUCAAGGAGAGAACUCGCCCAUUUCUCCAUUUCAGUUUCCUUCAUCUUCAACUCCAUUUCCUCCUUCUGCAGUUCCACCUGUAACACAGAUAUCUAGCAUGGUCAACAACUUGGGAGAUGCCUCUAGUACUUCAAGCUAUGGAGAAGAAGUUCCUUCAGUUUGGCAUGACCUCCUUGAAGACCCUAUGUUUCAUGAUAUUGCUUAGCUUAAAUUUUCAUAUAUGUGAAAAAGGUUUGGAGUUUCACCACCACUUCACUGUGUAAUAACACAACAUAUAUACACUGUUUGUAGCUGUACGUAUGUAUACUUUAGGACAUUGCACUCAUCAUGGUAGAUAGAUUUACAUGCAUGUUUUAUAAUUUAAGCAGAGGCUUUCAUCAUGGAGUGUUACCAACCAUUUAUAUGCAAUUGAGAGACUGAUUUUACUGAGA
This is a messenger RNA of Populus trichocarpa (black cottonwood), 2700 nucleotides long. RefSeq names its product transcription factor MYB53. Bases 1449 to 2474 code for a protein of 341 amino acids. Lineage: Eukaryota; Viridiplantae; Streptophyta; Magnoliopsida; Malpighiales; Salicaceae. The transcript has 3 exons. The record is from RefSeq and is a predicted model, not a curated record.